AUGCUUUAUGAGUUGGUGGAGACACCAAAUGGGAUACUUAGCAAAGGCAGAGAGGACGAAGAGGUUGAUGCAAUCUUUAUAAUAGCUCAACUCUGUUCCGAUACUUUCUCAGCUGUUUCCCUUGAUGAUUUCAACAAUGGAACUUCAUACUCUUUGUAUGCUAGGAUUGAAUCUAUAGGUCCUCUGGAAUCUGAACUCAAGUUUAGUACUGCGCAUAGAAGGCAAAUUGCACUUGUAGAUGGUGACGGCGUUAGGUUAAAAUUUAUCUUGUGGGUAGACAGACCAAGUCAUCGUGGCAAACCUCAUGAGUCUGAAGAGAGCGCAAUGGAAGGAAAGGAUGAGUUCUGCCUUGAAUGUGGUAGCGCAACACAUCUCUAUAUAGUGCCAUCAACCUUACAAGAGGAAACGGUGACAUUGCCUCGUGACGCCGAGGGGUCUAUAGUAUUAUCCUUUUCUGGUGAGUGGAAGCUAACCUCCGAUUUGAUCAAACAUGUUAUGCAGACGAAUAUAACGGACUGUCGCGACAAAACCACUGGAAUCAGUCUCUAUGGCGUUGUAACAGAUAUAUUCUGUGAUGUAAAUGCCACAGGAGUGGUGUUUUCUAUGAAAAUUGAGGACACAACUGGAGCAAUAUGGGCUAGGCUCCACUUUAAUACUCACUGGUCGUUGGGAAGGUUAGGACUUGGUCAUGUCAUUUACGUUUCUGGGUUAUCCUGCAAAAGUACAAAAGAGAAUUGCCUUGAGGUGUUAUGGCAUGAGAAGGACAAGAAAGCUACAUUCAUCAACAUUAGCUGCUUACCUGCAUUUCUAACCUCUUCUUGUCUUCUCAAAAUCUCCACCCUCUCCCAAAUAUCAAAACAGAGAAAACCUGCGAUCAAUAUUUUUCGGGUUAAGCUGGAUGAGAUUGACCAAUGCCAUAGCAUAAACCCGAGGUUUUCACACAGCGUUUGCGGCCAUUUCAUAGAUGAAGAUUCGCAAUUACACGGAGGGAAUCUGCAUUGUGGCUUCUGCCGAGUAACCUUUAACAGUAACGCAGGGUCAGAGGUAGUGAGAACGUUCCAGAUAAUGAUAACACUUGCAGACGAAGAAACCACCAAACUAUACGCGUGGUGUACUGGUCAGUCCGCAUCAGCUAUACUUCAGAUAUCUUCUGACGAAUUCUGUGAGCUCCCUGAGGAUGAUCAGCUAAUGUAUCCAUCUUCAUUGGAGAACGAGGGGUUCCUAGUGACCUCAGCUAACAGCGGUGGCCGGAGUUUGUCUCAUGAAAUGGAGGCGACUUGCUGGGAAAUCACCCGCGCUCUCAAGAUUUAAGCUCUACCAUAAUCGUGGGAUCUAGUUAUAUAUUGUUUUAAUAUUUACUCUUUUUUUUUUCUUUUGAACACUGAUUUAUAAAUAAUGAGGUACAUCAACUUUACAACUAGUAUAUAUAUAUAUAUGUUAUGUGGGAAUUUG
Molecule: messenger RNA, 1452 nt
Organism: Eruca vesicaria subsp. sativa (arugula)
Lineage: Eukaryota; Viridiplantae; Streptophyta; Magnoliopsida; Brassicales; Brassicaceae
Source: the annotation of a GenBank genome assembly